Gastrolobium bilobum is the source of this 2760-nucleotide messenger RNA. RefSeq lists its product as uncharacterized. The record is from RefSeq and is a predicted model, not a curated record. The coding region runs from base 1 to 2760 and encodes 919 amino acids. The transcript is spliced from 4 exons. Lineage: Eukaryota; Viridiplantae; Streptophyta; Magnoliopsida; Fabales; Fabaceae. Gene Ontology annotation, molecular function: nucleic acid binding; zinc ion binding.
AUGUGGGCACAGGAGGGGCAAGUUUUUAUCACUGAUGUUGAAAAUGGAUAUGUCCUUGUUCGGUUCUCAAAUCAAAAGGAUUUGGAUCAUGAAUUAACAGCUGGACCCUGGGUAAUAUUAGAUCAUUAUCUGGCAAUUAGAUAUUGGAAGCCAGAUUUUAACCCUUUCCAAGCAGCUAUAGCUCGAAUUACAGCUUGGGUGAGGCUUCCGGGGUUCCCAAUUGAAUAUGCUAAUACAAAGUUGAUUAAGGGGAUCGUCAAUUGGUUGGGAAAAUUUAUCAAAGUGGAUGCUGCUACAACUUCCUUGUCUAGAGGACGUUUUGCUCGUAUUUGCGUUGAAUUAGAUCUUACCAAGCCACUGAGUGCUGAGUAUAAACUGGAGGGGAGAAUUAAGCAAGUGGAAUAUGAGGGUUUACAUUUGGUGUGCUAUUCUUGCGGCCAAUAUGAUCAUAGAUCAGAAAUGUGCCCCAAUAAGAGCCAUACUGUAAAUGCUGAACCAUCUCAAGACCAGAUUAGUAAGGAUCAAGAAGAAGGAGUUGAUACAACUAUGAUCCCUAGCUUCUCAAGUGAAGAUAUAGAUAAGGAUAAUUCGAAUGGUCCUUGGAUGUUAGUUAAUAGACAACAGAGAUCCAACCGGACUAGUGAUUCUGGCUACAAAGGGAAGAGAGAAAACCAAGCUGGCCAACAUUUGAGGAGACAUUCGUCCAAAUUUCAGGCUUUGGCAGAUGAUUCUAAUGAGGCUGAGGAUGGUAAAGAAGAGAAGUUGGGGGUGGAAAAUAAUGAGGAAGAGCAUGUAGCAGACAAUAAUCCAAAGAAUAAGCAGGAGAGAAAAAAGGAGACUAAAAAUGCUGCCCAUGUAAUUGAAACCAGUACCAAGUUUAAAUUGGUAGGUGGAGGUAAUGAGGAGAUUACUGCAGAGAAGACCUUUGUGGACAAAAUAACAACUGAUGAGAGAAAAGAAAGACAAGCUUCUAAGAAGCAAACACCUGCAUAUUUGGGGCAAGUUGAGAAUGGUAUGAGGCAAAAAAGCAUUCAGUUAGGAAAUGCAGAAUCCAAGACCAGUGAGAUCCCUUCAAUCCAAAUCAUUUAUCCUACUAAUCUGAACCAGAAUAAUAACUCUCAAAAUAUGGGUAUUCAACAUGCACCAAGGCCACCGGAUCAAAAUGGAAAUGAAAUGGAUCAUGAUAUUACUAGCUCAGAAGUGCAGAAUAGAGAAGACUUGGGUGGAAAGACUUCACCAAUGGAAUUGGAGAUACAGUUUGGGCGUGUGUUGAAGAAUACAGUUAGGAGUAUUCAGAUUUGCAUGAUUGUUCUUUUAGAAACUAUAGUUAACAGCUCUACUGGUUCAAAAAUUAUGAAUACGUGUGGCUUUAAUAGUUGUUUUGUGGAAGAAGCUCAGGGGUUCUCUGGUGGUAUUUGGAUCAUGUGGGAUUCAAAUAAAAUUAAUGUGGAGCCUCUUUCCCAUUCUGAUCAGAUGAUUCACUCAAGAAUUACUCUUAAAAGUGGGGACGGCUUUCUUUGUACAGCAAUAUAUGCUAGCCCGAGGGAGGUAAGAAGAUCUGUUUUGUGGGAUGAAUUGAAGAGACUGGGGAGUAAUAUGAAUGAGCCUUGGCUAGUUGGUGGGGAUUUUAAUGAGAUUGUGGCUGCUACAGAAAAGAAAGGGGGAUCUCCUCCAAAUUAUGCAAAAUGCCAAGCCUUCAAAGACAUUCUUGAUGAGUGUCAAUUAGAGGAUUUGGGAUUCACAGGAUCUAAAUUCAGUUGGCAAGGUCCAAAAAAAGAUACCAAGUGCAAAAAGCCUUUUCGGUUUCAAGUAGCUUGGCAUCUACAUCAUGCUUUUCCUAGUUUUCUAAAUGAUAAUUGGGAUCAAGAGUUUGAUAUUCCAUACAUGCUUCAAAGAUUAAUACCUGCUCUUCGAAAGUGGAAUAAUAGGGUGUUUGGUGAUAUUCAUAGGAGAAAGGAGAGAUUAUUGAAAAACCUGGAAAAUAUUCAGCAUCAAAGGACUGGGAAUGAUAAUGAUAGGCUGAAGAAUAUGGAGGAGCAGUGUCAAGAAAGAUUAAAUAAAGUUAUGGAAAAUUCCAAUAGAGUUGUGAGACUAAAAGAUGAUUGUAAUAAGUGGAUUACUGAUCCAGAUGAACUUAAAAUGCAUGCCUGUAAGUUCUUCAAAAAUCUAUAUUCUGAGGAUGUUCAUCAUAGAAGGUGGCUCUCUUCUCAUAAUUUAUGGCCUUCUUUAUCAGAGGAGGACAAGAUCAUGUUAAGUAUAAAUUCGUCAGAAGUUGAAAUCAAAAGGGCUCUUUUUCAUAUGGAUUCUUAUAAAGCUCUAGGAGUGGAUGGUUUCCCAGCUGCUUUUUUCCAAGUUAACUGGGAUAAGCUGAAGACUCAGUUAGUUCAACACAUUCACAGUAUAUGGGAGAAUCCGGAUUUAGUGGCCACUAUUAAUUCCACUCUGAUUGUCCUUAUUCCUAAGGAAAAUAAUCCUUCCCAAAUGUCUCAAUUUCGGCCAAUAUAUUUAUGUCCAGUUAUUUAUAAAGUCUUGAGUAAGAUUGUGGUGCAAAGGAUGUUUGGUUUAAUGGAUAAAAUCAUAUCCCCUGUUCAGGCAAGUUUUGUUCCGGGGAGGCAUAUUCAAGAUAAUAUAAUUAUAGUUCAGGAGUUGAUUCACUCAAUGCAUAGAAUGAAAGGUCGGAAGACCUUCAUGGCUAUCAAGGUGGAUCUAGAAAAAGCUUAUGACAGAUUGAAUUGGGAUUUUAUUCAAAAGACUCUUUAG